AUGCUCAAUUUCACCGAUGUAACAGAGUUUAUUCUUUUGGGAUUAACCAGUUGUCAGGAAUGGCAAAUUCUCUUCUUCAUCGUGUUUCUCAUGGUCUAUAUUAUCACCAUGGUAGGCAAUAUUGGCAUGAUCAUGUUAAUUAAAGUCAGUCCACAGCUUAACAGCCCCAUGUACUUUUUCCUCAGUCAUUUGUCAUUUGUUGACGUUUGGUUUUCUUCCAGCGUCACCCCUAAAAUGUUGGAAAACCUUUUGUCAGAGACAAAAAUAAUUUCUUAUUCUCGUUGUUUAGUGCAGUGUUUUUUCUUUAUUGCCCUUGCCCAUGUAGAAAUUUUUAUUCUUGCUGUCAUGGCCUUUGAUAGAUGCAUGGCCAUUGGCAAUCCUCUACUCUAUGGCAGCAAAAUGUCAAGGGUUGUCUGUGUUCGACUGAUUUCAUUCCCUUACAUAUAUGGCUUUCUGACUAGUGUUGCAGCAACAUUAUGGACUUAUGGCUUGUACUUCUGUGGGAAAAUUGAAAUCAACCACUUCUACUGUGCAGACCCACCCCUCAUCAAAAUGGCCUGUGCUGGGACCUAUGUAAAAGAAUAUACAAUGAUCAUACUUGCUGGCAUUAACUUUACAUUUUCUUUGUCUAUAAUUAUCAUCUCUUAUCUAUUCAUUCUCAUUGCCAUUCUACGGAUGCGUUCAGUGGAAGGGAGGCGGAAGGCCUUCUCCACCUGUGGGUCCCAUCUGACAGCUGUCAUCAUAUUUUAUGGGACUCUUAUCUUCAUGUAUCUCAGACGUCCCACUGAGGAGUCCGUGGAGCAGGGGAAAAUGAUGGCUGUGUUUUAUACCACGGUGAUCCCCAUGCUGAAUCCCAUGAUCUACAGUCUGAGGAACAAAGACGUGAAAGAAGCCGUGAAGAAAGUAAUCACCACAACAUGUUUAGCGAAAUAA
This is a messenger RNA of Loxodonta africana (African savanna elephant), 933 nucleotides long. RefSeq names its product olfactory receptor 5M3-like. Gene Ontology annotation, molecular function: G protein-coupled receptor activity; olfactory receptor activity; odorant binding. The record is from RefSeq and is a predicted model, not a curated record. Lineage: Eukaryota; Metazoa; Chordata; Mammalia; Proboscidea; Elephantidae. Gene Ontology annotation, biological process: G protein-coupled receptor signaling pathway; sensory perception of smell. Gene Ontology annotation, cellular component: membrane. The transcript has a single exon. Bases 1 to 933 code for a protein of 310 amino acids.